UUCCCUGGGCAUUCCAUUCAAGGGAGGAAGUCGUUGGGUGUUGUAAGAGAGAAAAAAAAGUUUUUCAUAUUUUUUUUCAUGUUAUUCAUUCAAAUAUUAUUUUUCUGUGCUAAUUCUAGAUAGUUGAAAGAAUGAGUAAGCUGAAGAAAGAGUGAAUGAAAAGUAUUUAUUUUGAUAAAAAGUUCAUUUUGUGAAAUAUAGAGCAAAUCUUUUUCUCUUCACCCUAAACAUUCCAUUUUGCCAAUUGUUGCAGAGAGAAGGUCUAAUGCGUGAAAUUAUUGUGUAUGAAUUUUCACAUUAAAUUACAUUCAAAUUUUAUAAUAGUGUCGAAAUAAAAACCGGCAUCUAAAUACUUUCUCAAAGUGUUUUUGUGUUAUCUCUGAAUGCAUAUGGAAGCCUUUUGAAGAAAUUGUGAGAGAAAUCAUCUGCAAGUUAAAAAGUUCUCUUUUUCUUCGUGUAACUUACGAACAAUGAAAGGAAAUGUGGCAAUUAUUUCAUGGUCAAUAAUUCCAUAUUUCUCUCAUAUUCAUAUUGUGUAUUGUGUCGUAGAGAACUGAUAGAAGAAUAGUGCUACAAUUAUAAUGAUAACAGUUUUUGGCUGAGAAAUAUUCAACAAAUUUCUAUGACUACCUCUUGAAAAUUUCAGUGUAAAAAUACUUACUAUCAUACCGCCCAGAAAACAUAUCACAGUUGUGGUAUUGAUCUUUCAAAAUUAUUGAUUUACUGGAAAUGAAGUUGGGAGAGCGUCCAAGAUAUCUAUAAAAAGAUAUAUAGUAAUGAUUUUUUACGUUACAUGUAUAAAUUUGUAAUAUGGAAAGUUAGAGCUUUAUGUCCGUGGCAAAGGAGUACAACGAAUUAUUUAUAGAGAAGCUUUACAAGUUCAAGAGAGAUUUUUAAAUGUGAAAUGGUUGUCGGUGGAACAAUUAUAUCAGGCGCAUCAGCCAAUAUUGGUAUUCCUAAAUCACCAUCAUUCCACAGUGGAUUGGAUUUAGUUGCAACGAAAGAGAACAAGAUGCCAACAAUUGAUUCAAAAACUGUGACAUUAGUGACCCUCUCAAUGGAUUCAAGUCCAAAAUAUUCUUAUGCCAGAGAUAGAAAAAUCUUCUCAAAUCCACCCGAGAGUUUGCCAAUAUAUCUGCCUCAUCUCAAAGAGGCCAGUCCAAAUGAACGAGAGGAUUUAUUUAUUCAGAAAUUGCGACAGUGUUGUGUUCUAUUUGAUUUCUCGGAGCCACUCAGUGACCUGAAAUGGAAGGAAGUUAAGAGGGCAGCCCUUCAUGAGAUGGUGGAAUACUUGAGUCAACAUACUGGUGUUGUAACAGAGAACAUCUAUCCUGAAGCGAUUAAGAUGUUUGCUGUUAAUCUGUUUCGAACACUUCCACCAUCUUCCAAUCCAAAUGGUGCAGAGUUUGAUCCAGAAGAGGAUGAACCAACAUUGGAGGCAUCAUGGCCACAUUUGCAAUUUGUCUAUGAAUUAUUUCUACGAUUUCUCGAGUCACCAGAUUUUACACCGGCCACAGCCAAACGGUAUAUAGACCAGCAGUUUGUGCUGCAAUUGUUGGACCUCUUCGAUUCGGAAGAUCCACGCGAGAGGGACUUUCUAAAGACUGUUUUGCAUAGAAUAUACGGAAAACUAUUAGGAUUACGAGCGUUUAUACGGAAACAAAUUAAUAAUGUGUUUUACAGAUUUAUCUACGAAACCGAACACCACAAUGGUAUUGCUGAAUUGCUGGAGAUUCUGGGGAGCAUUAUAAAUGGUUUUGCUUUGCCACUUAAGGAGGAGCAUAAGCAAUUUCUCCUCAAAGUUUUGCUGCCUCUGCAUAAGGUUAAAAGCUUGUCGGUGUAUCAUCCACAAUUGGCAUAUUGUGUUGUUCAGUUUUUGGAGAAAGAUCCCAGCCUCACUGAACCUGUAAUAAAGAGUUUACUGAAAUUCUGGCCAAAAACUCACAGUCCGAAAGAGGUGAUGUUUCUCAAUGAACUAGAGGAGAUAUUGGAUGUAAUCGAACCAGCAGAAUUCCAAAAAGUGAUGGAACCACUGUUUCGUCAAAUUGCCAAAUGUGUCUCGAGUCCACAUUUCCAAGUUGCCGAGCGAGCUCUGUACUACUGGAACAAUGAAUACAUAAUGUCCCUGAUAUCAGAGAAUUCCCAAGUGAUUCUGCCGAUCAUGUUCCCAUCGCUCUAUCGCAAUUCCAAGACACACUGGAAUAAGACAAUUCAUGGUCUUAUCUACAAUGCCUUAAAACUCUUCAUGGAAAUGAACCAGAAAUUAUUUGAUGAAUGCAAUAAGAACUUCAAACAGGAGAAUCAAAUAGAGCGAGAGAAGCUGACGCAGCGUGAAGAGAUUUGGCAGCAAGUGGAAACACUGGCCAAGAAUAAUCCCGAAUGGAGUCGUGUUUCAGUCAAAAUUGAACAUUAUGCAAUUGAUGCGUUGGCGAGAAAUGAUGCAGAUACUUUGAUUAAGACCAAUAAGUUGACUUAUGAUGAACUGGAGAAGGAAUCUCGAGAUGUGCACAUCUCGAAGAAUAAAGAAAAACCUCUGAUUCGACGCAAAUCGGAUUUACCUCAGGAUUCGGGGACAGUGCGAGCCUUGAUUGAGCACAAGCGUCCUGAUGAAUUUCUACCAACACCGCCUGAUCCUAGUAAAUGCUAAACAAAAAAAGAAGAAGGAGCAGUUGAUCAUCUUAAGGUGGGAGUUAUUUUUCUUUAAUUAUUUCUCUCAAUCUAUUCCUUAAAAUAUUUAUGAAGAAAAACUAUUUGCUAACGCGUAGAGACAAAUUGAAACAAGAAGAAAAAAAUGAAAGAAAAUCACUAACCCCUCUAAAAAUAUAUUUAAUUCACUUUUCUUGAUGAGAAAGUAGAAAUUGAUUAAACUUGAAAAAACGCCUAAUGAAUGGGUAAUACAAUAAUAUAGCAAAGAAAUAUUUAACAUCCUCACUAUCUUUAGAGGCAACAACAAAAAACCAGGCAAUUUUCUCUAUGGACUUUUACACAUCUUAUGCCCCUUCACAGCAAAGCAAGGGCAAUAUAGUUCAAUUGAUAGAAAAAGAAAACAUAAUGGUGCCAUUUUCUCAAAGUAUUUCCUUUUUUUUCUAUCUAUUGAGUUUUUUCUUCUAUUUUUCUCUUCAUGGAUACACACGAUGAUAUACAAGAAAAAAAAGAACAAAAGUUAAAAGCAGAAUUAAAUUGGAAAAGAUGUAAUGCCGUUGGUGCCAAUUUGUAAAACAUCAAGAGAAAACACAUGUUUUUUUGUACAUAAAAGAAAAAAAGUUAAAAGUUUCGUGAAGGGAAUUAAUAAAUGAAGUGAAAAACUAUGAAGGAAUGGAGAGAGUAAUAUAAAAUAGUACACUUUACAUUCUGCUACAGAAGAGUUAAAACUGAAGUUAUAAAUGUGAUUGAGAUAAUUAUAAAUUAUUCUGAAUUCUAAUAAUAAUUAUUAGUAGUAUUUUUUUCGUCCAAUAGCAUUUUUUUAGUGAAUUCUUUUUUUCUACAAUAUUUCAAGAUUAUAUUUUCAUAUACAUUUUAGUGAGAGAAUUUUUUUUUACGACAUAAGGACCCUAAUUCCAAUAUAAUAUCUUACACUUGUAUAACACUAAAAGAAAGAAAUCUAUGUCACAAGUUGGUGUACUUGUAGGGAAGAAUAGGGCAGUUUCGUGCAGUUCAACCUGGAUUGAUUGUUUUCUUCUUUCGUUCAAUCUCAAGCUAAAGGUACUGUUCAACUUUGCGAUUUUUUUCAAUACAGUAUGAUACUCGAAAGAUUUCCGAAUUAGCUUUAGAUGCUAUUUUACCUUUAAUAGUCCCCUUAUCUUUCAUAGUUAGAAAAAAUCAAUUAUAAUUCUUCAUCAAACUUUAUCCAUAUUUUAAUAUAUUUUUUUUAACUCCAUGCACAAAAAAAAUAUUUUAUAAAAUUGUUGUUAAUGUUUGUGAAUUUCUACUGGAUACUUACAAAAUACUCGUAAAUCGUAUAACUGAAAUAUUCGUAAAUAUUUGUACUUUUUUUCACAAACAUUUUCCUUGAAAUGAUCACUUAACGAGUAUUUUUUGUUCCUUUAAAAACAUUUGUUCGUAAAUGUCCGUAAACGCACAAAAUAUUUUCGUAAAAAUUUGUCAUUAGCUCGUAAAGUUUGUCAGACAGACAAGAUCAAAAUUUCAAAAUUUUCCACACUUAACGAAACGUCACUUCUGACAAAUAUAUAUCUUCAUUUCUUUGCCGAAUUUGUUAAAAUUUCGCCAUAUAAAUUAGAAAAAUUAAUUAUAGGUUGUAUUAAAUAAUAUAUGACAGACCAUAAUCGGGAAUAAAAGAAGUGCAAACAAAAUUACAUCUAAAAAUAUGUAUCAUUACGAUUAAAUUACAAGAUCCAACAUAGAAUUUUUCAUAGUAAUUCUCUAAUUCUCUUUUUGUAUCAUCUCUUAUAGAAAUAUACCUCAUCAAAAACAAUUUCCCCGUGAAAUUCUUCAAAUUGUUAGUAUCUUGAAAAUUCCAUGCACCUCCGAGAGGUUCUUGGAAUUAUUUCAAGAAAACAAGAAAUUUGACGUCUUGAAAUUUUGAAAUAAUUGGUUCUAGAAUUGCAAAUCUUGAUAUCCUCACGGUUUAUGUCUUGGAUUUCAAGAUUUCAAGACAUUUGACAGAUUUGACAUCUUGAUCUUGAUUUUUUGAUUUCAAAAUGCCAAAAUCUUGAAAUUUCUUGAUCUUGAUAUUGAUCUUGGUCUCAGAAUUGAGGCCAAUGUUUGUUAAAAAAUACAAACUUUUACGAACUUUUUAGUGGGUUAAACAAUUUACGAGCAUUUCAUAACUCUCCAGUAGGAAUUCACAAACACUUAGGGUAAGUGUGCCAAAUUUCGGCAUAGUUGCAUGCAAGCGCCAAAGUCUCAAGUUUGAAAUGUAAUAUCUUUAAUAGAAAUUGAUUAUUUCUUUUCAUUCCUUCUACUUUAGAAGUGUUGCUUAGAACCUUGUAGACAGUUUAUCGGCUUCAUUUACUUUAAAAUCAUUCUUAAUACAUUUUAAAAUGAAUAAAAAUAUCGACAUAGCUUUGGUGCCCUAUUUCGGCCACCUUCAUUCUCAUAGUACCAUGCCCUUCGGGAAUUCUUCCAAUGUCUUUUUCACGUCAUCUUGUUUGUCGAAGCUACAUUUUUUGUUAUUCUUUUGCAUUGUAUAGUCUCUAGAGUACGUAAAAUCUAAAAGUUCAUGGAAAUUCGAGGAACAAAAAAGGUGGCCGAAAUUGCAAGCUGGCCGGAAUUUGGCACAUUUACCCUACGUACAAUUUUACGAAAUAUAUUUUUUUUCUGUGUGGAUAUCAUAGUUUUCUCUGAAUGGGUAGAAAAUGUAUGCAGCAGGAGUUACUAGCCAAUUAGAGAAUCUGAUAUCAGAUACAACUGAAAUAUUUGAUCCCAUAAAAUAUUUCAGGCUAAUUGUAUUCACUGAUUGGUUAAAGCUUUGAAUGCUUUUAAGCUCUAACCAAUUAUAAAAUGAAAUGUUUUUUAAAAUAUUUUAUAGAACUAUGUAGAAUUAUUUUAUUUAGUGCUUUGCACUUGUUUUUUAUCGUUUAAAGCGCUAGCCAAUGAAAAAAGGCGAUUGAACUAAAUAUUUUACCCUACAAUAUAUUUUAUGGGAUUAAAUAUUGAAUUGGAUAUUAUUGUAAUAAAACAUUAAACCUUAUGGAAUGUUCUUCAUCAUUGCUUUUUUGGAUUGCCUAGAGAUUGUACAGUGGCAAAUACUCAAAGGCUAGACAAUAAAACUGCUCCCUAAAAUCCAAAUUUCGAAUGAUUUAUUUGACAAUGUGAAUGAUUUUUGAAUUUAAAUUUAAAAUCACAUAGGGUAAGUGUACCAAAUUCCGGCUAGCUUCCAAUUCCGGCCACAUUUUUUCUUCCUCAAAUUUCCAUGAAUUUUUAGUUUUUGCAUACUCUAGAUAUUAUACAACGUAAAAAACAACAAAAAAUAUCGCUUCGACGAGCAACAAAAUCUGAAAAAGGCCUUGGAAGAAUUCCCGAAGGACAAGGAACUAUGAGAAUGAAGGUGGUCGGAAUAGGCAGCCAACGCUAUGUCUACAUUUUUAUUCAUUUUAAAAUAUAUUAAAAAUGAUUUUAGAGAAAAUAAAGACGACAAACUGUCUGCAAGGUUCCAAGCAACAUUCCUUAUAAAAAAUAACAAAAAAAUCAAUUUAUUUUAAAAGUUAUACAUUUAAAACUUGAGACUUUGAUACCUGCAUGCUUUGCAUGCAAAUAUGCCAAAAUUUGGCACACUUUCUCUAUUGAAUUGUAUAAGAGGAGUUACGUUUUAAAAGAUAUUCUCAGGACUAGAAAACAGCACGUUGAUUCACUUCUGUGACAUAGAAGGAAAUAUCUAUGGAAUAAGUUACGGAAACGUCGUGAUGUAUGCGAAAUAUUUUCGGUGCCAAUUUUGCAGAUUUUUUUCAAUGCGAAAUUCAAAUUCUUUCAGUCCGUCAUCACUUACACGGAACUCCCUGAAUUUCAGACGCCUUUAUGCCUCUCUCCGAGGUCUUAAAUUAAGAAAAUUACAUAAAAUCAAAAUUCCCAAAGCUUUUUCACAAAUGGUGUGCAUUAUGUCCGUCCAACUCUUUGGCAGUCAAAUUGAAUUGCGAACUAAAUUGAUUUUUGUGAUAUUUAAAAGUAGAAAAAGAAUGCCAAAUAGUGAGGCAGGCAGAUGGAAAAUUUUUGGUUUCAUGAAAUUUUCUUGACCUGAUACGUCUAUUUUGAAGCAGUCGAAGCGGUAAAGACCAAAAAAAUUUCAUGAAAUCAAAAUUCGCUUCUGAAAAGUUUUUCACAUGACUAUUCCACUUUUUCGCACUCGAAAAUUAAAUUGAACUACAUUAAAUUCGUUAUGAUGUUUAGACGAAGAAGAAGAGUACGAAGGAGUGAGACAGACAUAUGUAAAACGUUCGAGAAGAAAAGGGAUGUGAAUUUUGAUUUCAUAAAAUUUUCCUGUUCUAAAAGUUGUGCUAGAACCAUUACAAAAUUAAUUUCGCUACAAAGAAGAUUUGCUUCAGGCUUUUAUGCUGUUUUCAACAUAAAGAUUUGAAAGGUUGUAUUUUAAAAGUUUGUCAAUUAGACUUUUUUCCAUAAAUGAUCCGAAAAAGUGUUUAUCAAAUGGUUGAACAUCAAACGUUCUGAUAUCUUUUAAGCUUUUCUAUCAAACGAACCCAGUUUGAUGAAAUUUAAAAAAAAAAAGAAAAGAAACAAAACUACAAUACAACCCUUUUCUUUCGGAACAAUAAUUUGUAGUGAAAUUCAUGAAAUUUAAAUUGGAAAAAAUGAUGAAGGUCCAUAUUUGACACUGUACAGUAAAUUUUAAAUUUAUAAUUAAUUAUAAUAAAUCUUCCUAAACGUAUAUUCGAAUAAAAUCGCAAAGUUAAAUAGCCUUCUAAUACUAUCUUAUUGUAUGAUUUGACUAUUAACUAUUAAAAAAUAAAAAAAAACUAAAGCACAAUUAAAUGAUAAACAACAGUUUUUCUAUAAAAAAAAUAUUUAAUACCAACUAUGUGUGAAACUGCCCCAUUCUCCUCUGACUACUAUAUAUUAAUUAUGUAUUUACUGAUAAAAGAAGAAACUGGGCUGAUGGAGUGUGAAAUAAGCGAUACAAAUACGCCUUAAAGUAAAAUUAUUAACUUUGAUAAAGUGUAGGAGGAGAGAUAACUAAAUUGCACUAAAUGAAGAACUUUUGAGAUAUAAACUCCAAAUUUUUUGUUUGUUUGAGGACGCAAGAAAAGUGGAAAAUGGGUAUCGAAUACAAAAUGAAUUCUGAUAUGAUGAAACAAGAAAAUAUAUUUAGAUAGUAGCAAGAAUACCUAUGAUAUCUUGUUAAGUAUUGUAAUAAUUGCAUAACAAAUUUUAAUAGAAAAUCAAAUUGUUGCAAUGAGUCGCAAAUGAUUAUAUUACUAAUUCCCUUGCAAAUGAAGUUGUAAUAAUAUCUCAUAUUUGAUUGUAAUGUUGUUUAGCGAUUUCAAUGAAGAAAGAAACAAUGAUUUCAAUUUAGGCUGGACUUAAUUUUAGAGGUCUCUCUCAGUGUUAGAACUUUUUUUUGCUUCAGAGAAAUUUCUAAAUAAAUAGCCUUGUGCUCUUACU
Molecule: messenger RNA, 8073 nt
Organism: Phlebotomus papatasi
Lineage: Eukaryota; Metazoa; Arthropoda; Insecta; Diptera; Psychodidae
Gene: wrd
Product: serine/threonine-protein phosphatase 2A 56 kDa regulatory subunit delta isoform
Exons: 7
Coding region: 905-2647 (580 amino acids)
Biological process (GO): signal transduction; protein dephosphorylation
Cellular component (GO): protein phosphatase type 2A complex; cytosol; nucleus
Molecular function (GO): protein phosphatase activator activity
Source: RefSeq, a predicted model, not a curated record